Messenger RNA from Hypoxylon fragiforme, 4282 nucleotides. RefSeq lists its product as uncharacterized. The record is from RefSeq and is a predicted model, not a curated record. Lineage: Eukaryota; Fungi; Ascomycota; Sordariomycetes; Xylariales; Hypoxylaceae. Gene Ontology annotation, molecular function: lipid binding. Bases 386 to 4066 code for a protein of 1226 amino acids. The transcript has 6 exons.
CCGACGUCAUACACUUUCACAGCACACGAUUCAUCGAUUCAUCAACACAAUUCCAACCGGAAGAGGAGAAACGUGUUUGACAAGAUGAUGCAAGUCUUGUCUAACCAAGAGCUUGCUUUAGCUCACAAUACUACCAUGUACUAUAUCCAAAGUAUUCAAUGUUGAAUUCCCAUUUCUAACAUGACCUACUUCUUACAUACUUCCUAUAGUUCCUAUAUUUCCUAUACUUCCUUCAUAGCUCUACAGCCUACCUAUUUUGGCCUUUAUGUAACUGUCGCUCUUCGACAACUUUAAUAGAGUACUACUUACUUCCUUUAUUACAGAAGCUAUUCUAUGUGCUAUAUCUUAUAGAGCCUCUUUAUACCACUAUAAUAACCUCGUAGCUAUGGCUUCUGAGCAAAACCACCACUAUCCCGGUGGCGGCCAUUAUUCCGGCUUGAACAGGAUCCCUAACAUCAAGGAAUUCGUCGCCGGUCUUGAUAAGGACAAGAAGGAUCGAGAUGCUAAGAUCGAUGCUCAAUCUAAAACGAAUAGGAACAGUGAUGGCACCCAGCCGCAUACGAAUGAGGCCAACAAUGAGUAUAAAGGCAACGGAAGAGUCGUGACAGACCCCGUUACGGGAAAUCAGGUCACUAUCGACGACGUCAAUAACGAUUUUAUGAAGACGGUAAAUGAAGGUUGUAUUUCUGUGCCAAAUGCGAAUCUGGGCAAGGAAACGACUGUGAAAACAGAGGCAACCCAGUCGGGAGAGGAAUAUAAAAAUGCCCAGGAUAUAACGGCACCGCCAGAUCCAGUGGCUAACGGGUCUACCUCAGAUGUGCCAAUUCAUGGCGAGAGGACGAACAUUCUCUUUCACCCGACCCCGUCCGUUAGCUAUGAGCCCAUGUACGCUAUCAUCGAACAGAGGGCAAUGAUCCUAUGCGCCGGUCUUUUCUUAUCCAUCAUAUUCAUAGGCAAAUUCUUCGGAGGCAGGCUAUUAGGCUUAAUUCCCCUCGCUAUCUGUGUUGCUUCCGGUGUUUUCUUGUGGAUGAAGGAUUUGGUAAGGCGAGGCCGGGAUAUCGAAUGGUCGAGCGAACAAAAACGGGGCGAGACCGCGGUCGCUAACCUGAUCCCCGAAUCCGUCGAAUGGAUGAACACACUUCUCGGUGUCGUCUGGGGCCUCAUAAACCCGGACAUGUUUGCCGCAGUAGCUGACACUCUCGAGGAUGUCAUGCAAGCUUCGGUUCCUGGUAUCAUUGAGAACGUGAAAGUGGCCGAUAUUAACCAAGGAAAUAAUCCCAUCCGAAUCCUGAGUCUUCGGGCUCUUCCCGAUAGCCACAUGAAGGAUGUGAAAGAUGAGAUGCAUAAGGAGAAUGAAAAGAUCAAGGAUCCUCAGGAACUGGCUGCCGACGAAGAGGGUGGUGAUUACUAUAAUCUAGAAGUAUCGUUUGCGUACCAUGCGAAGCCUUCAACUGAGUCCAUGUCAGAAAAGGCUCAGAAUAUGGGCAUGCAGUUGGUCUUUUACCUUGGUGUUAAAGGAUUGUUUGGCAUCCCAUUACCUAUUUGGGUCGAAUUGGUUGGGUUGGUUGGAACUGUACGACUCAGACUCCAAAUGACCCCCGAGCCGCCAUUCCUCAAGGCGGUCACUUUCACUCUCAUGGGCGUCCCUAAGGUCGAGGCUGGCUGCACUCCAAUGAUUGAGCGCGGGGUCAAUAUCCUGAAUCUACCAGUAAUUUCUAACUUUGUCAACUGGGCCAUCAAGGCCGCCGCCAGCAUGUACGUUGCGCCCAAGUCACUUACGCUCGACCUCGGCAAGAUGCUCUCAGGAGACGAUAUCCAAAAAGACACCAACGCUUUGGGAAUACUCUUCAUUCGUAUCCACAAAGCUGUGGGAUUAUCGAAGCAAGACUCACGAGGUUCCAAGGGCGGUGGCUCCGAUCCUUAUGUCACCGUCGGCUUCUCCAAGUUUGGAAAACCCAUGUACUGCACCCGUGUCAUUCAAGAUGACCUCAACCCCGUCUGGGAGGAGACCUGUGCUUUGGCGGUUACUGCUGACCUCAUCAAGGUGGAUGAGCAGUUGUCGAUGGAACUUUGGGAUAGUGAUCGUUCCAGUGCUGAUGAUGUAGUCGGCAAAGUCGAAAUGUCCCUACAGAAGCUCAUCCAGCAUCCCGGAAAAAUGUACCAGCAAGUCUCUAAACUUCGUGGUGUCAAGGCUGAGAGCAGCAUGCCUGGCGAGCUUCAUUGGGAAGUCGGCUACUUCGGGAAGACCCAAUUCCGCCCUGCUUUGCGUACGGAUGGUAAGGACGUCAGCUUACCUAAAGAGAUUCGGGAUAAGAAAGAGUUGCAAGAUGAUAAGGGGGCUAUUCAAAACGACGAAGAAGAUGCUGUCGUACAUACGCCUCCCGAUCCUCUCUGGCCUUCUGGUAUUCUGAGUGUCGUGGUUCACCAGAUCGUCAACCUUGAGCUAGCUGAUGUCAAGGGCUCGGUAGGUGGAAAACGCAAGGGGGGUAGGGAGUAUGAACCUGCCCGUGACGCCGGCGAGAUCAAGGAGGAGUCGAGCAAGAAACUGCCAAGUGCUUACUGCACCAUCUUGUUCAAUGAUGAAUUGGUUUACAAAACUCGAACGAAAGUCGCCUCCUCGAAGCCUAUAUUCAAUGCUGGUACUGAACGAUUUGCCCGGGACUGGAGAUCUUCGAUUGUUACUGUCACGGUUCGUGACUCGCGUAAUAGGCAGCACGAUCCUAUAAUCGGUGUGGUUCCCUUGAAGAUUUCGGACCUCAUGCAGACAAGCAGCCAGGUCACACGAUGGUACCCAUUGGAUGGCGGCAUUGGCUUUGGCAGGGUUCGUAUUUCUUUACUGUUCCGGCCAGUCGAACUCAAGCUACCACCGACACAACUUGGUUGGGACGUUGGCACAUUCGAAUUCAUGUCGGAUAAAAUCGUUUCGACUUUCAACGGUUCGGGCAAGGGCCAUGCAAAACUCCGACUAAGAACAGGAGGUAGCUCAGCGGUAGUUCACCGCGACCAAUGUAACACGGAAGGCGAUAAUCUAGAGUGGAACAUUGGUGGCGUAACCAACAACCCGCGCCCACGUCUUCCCGUUCGGUACCGGUAUAGAUCUCCCGUCUUCUUCGAAUUCCAUCUCGCGGGCAAGCGUCACGUGGAGUAUUUCGCAGCCAUCUGGUUACAGGAGCUCGCCGACAAUGAAGAAAAGGACUUCGAUAUACCUGUGUGGAAGUGCAACAACGCGAUGCGGCUGUCGCAGAACUUCAUCACACAGAACAACUUCCAUACCAUCCCCGACAUAAAUAUCGAAGAGGUAGGCCGUUUACGCUUCCGCGGCCGGUUCAAGGCUGGAACAGACCGCGACCACCUACGGUUUGUGAGCGACAACGAGUCUCGCGAGACCAUCGAGACCUGGGAAGCUUGUUUUGCCGAGGGCGUCCGCCAGGAAGAAGUGAAGGGUGUCGUGCCCCCUACAGUCCAGAAACUACAUGACGACUCUUUAACCCAAGCCCGUGACGUGCUUGCGGCGGCUCCCGAAGAGGAGAAGGGAAAGUGGCUCUCGAAAGACGGAACGGAUUGGACCGGCGCCUUUGGCCAGGAUCCCGCAAGCAUGGCAACGCGCCACGACAGCAACGAGGAUCACGUCGAGACCGAGUACGAAACCGACUCAGACUCAGACCUCGUCGACGGCUCCAGCAGUGCUGCCGACCCCACCUCGCCCACCUCGCCCAACUUCAAACUCAACCACGGGAACACAGACCUCGGCAUCAAAGAUGGUACCAACUCGGACCUAGCACCGGAAUCCAGCGACAACAUCGGCCGCUCCAUGACGAGCGGCAGCGCGUUCACGCAAACUACCACGGACUCGAGCAAGAGCCGCAGCAGCAGGAACCCCAUCAACAAGUAUAGGGACUACAAGGAGCGUAGCCGCGACCUGCAUCGGCAGCACCGCGGCCUGAUGCAAUGGCGCCCCUUGCGCAACGCGCAGUUUGCGAAGAACGAGGCCAAGUUCGCUAUUAGACGGGUCACGCAGAUGGGCGCGCUGAGCGGACGACAGCCGGAUGUUGAGACUGAGGUGUAAUUCAGCAAGGGUUGAAUUGUAUAUUUAUAUUGAUUUUCUUUUAUCUUUGCUAUGUAUAAAGCCGGGAGAGGGAAAAAAGGGAGGGAAGGUGAUGUCACUAAUGGUGGAAAUGGGGGACGAGGUGACUGGCACGAUUGUACAAAUCAUACUGAAAAAUGUAGUCUUAUACCUAGCAUUGAACGAGUUACGAAUAUGAGAAUCUACUUAGACUUGCCC